Alosa alosa (allis shad) is the source of this 3957-nucleotide messenger RNA. RefSeq names its product heparan-sulfate 6-O-sulfotransferase 1-B-like. The record is from RefSeq and is a predicted model, not a curated record. NCBI's taxonomy places the organism in Eukaryota, Metazoa, Chordata, Actinopteri, Clupeiformes, Clupeidae. Gene Ontology annotation, molecular function: heparan sulfate 6-sulfotransferase activity. Gene Ontology annotation, cellular component: membrane.
UGUAUUUUUAAUAUAUAUAAUUUAACUAUUAAAAUGUGCAAUUUAUUAUUAGUAAACCUGGAUGUCUGUACGCGUGCGGAGUGUGUGUGUGUGUGUGUGUGUGUGUGUGAGAGAGAGAGAGAGAGAGAGAGAGAGAGAGAGAGAGAGAGAGCUGCGUUGGGGGUGGGUGUCGCUCGGCCACAUGCUUGUGGAGGUAGAAAGCUCUUGCUCAGGCAACAUUCAGGUUUACAUCCGUCGGUCCUCGGCUCAGUCUAGGCACUAGGGACACAGCAAAACGACUGCACGUGAGGUUCUCAGACACUUGUGAUCAGCACCCCUGGAUCGUCUCGACAGGGUCAGAGUUUGUUUUGUGUGAGCGCGCCUUCGGGACACAAUGUGUCCAACCCCGAACUCCGAUUACUUUGCGGCGGUCCCCUGACCAACAAGGAAUCUCACUAGCGUCUAUGGAGGGGCAAGCAAAUCGUUUACCGUCACGAUACCACAAUUCUAUCCUCUGUUAUUUGAGAGAUGGUAACAAAUGAACGGCUCCGAAGAGAACAUGGUUGAGAGGACCAGCAAAUUCUUGUUGAUCGUUGUCGGCUCUGUCUUCUUCAUGCUGAUUUUGUAUCAAUACGUGGCUCCCGGAGUCAUCAACUUCGGGUCUCCGCACGGGUACCUCGCUGAAGAAGACAUGACCAUAUUCCCUACGCCGGAUCCCCAUUAUGUAAAAAAGUACUAUUUUCCCAUCAAGGAUCUGGAACGGACGAUGGAUUUUGAGAUUAAGGGAGAGGAUGUGAUCGUUUUCCUUCACAUCCAGAAAACUGGAGGUACCACGUUCGGGAGGCACCUGGUUCAGAAUGUGCGUCUGGAGGUGCCUUGUGACUGCAGACCUGGUCAGAAAAAGUGUACCUGCUAUCGGCCCAACAGAAAAGAGACCUGGCUGUUCUCACGGUUCUCCACCGGCUGGAGCUGUGGCUUACACGCCGACUGGACCGAGCUCAUCAACUGCGUACCAGGAGUUCUUAACAAGCGGGAGACUAAAGCAAAGAAAUUAAGGAAGUUCUACUACAUCACGCUUCUGCGGGACCGGUGUCACUACCUGGCGAAGUUAUUUUUGCAGCCGGGCGCCACCUGGAAGACCUCGCUGCACAUGUGCGACGGGCGCACGCCCACGCCCGAGGAGCUGCCCGCCUGCUACGACGGCAGCGACUGGUCAGGCUGCACGCUGCAGCAGUUCAUGGACUGCCCUUACAACCUGGCCAACAACCGGCAGGUGCGCAUGCUGGCCGACCUGAGUCUAGUCGGCUGCUACAACAUGUCCACGCUCCCGGAACGCAAGCGCGCCCAGAUCCUGCUCGAGUCGGCCAAGAAGAACCUGCGCGACAUGGCGUUCUUCGGCCUGACGGAGCACCAGCGCAAGACGCAGUACCUGUUCGAGCGCACCUUCCACCUGCGCUUCAUCCGCCCGUUCGUGCAGUUCAACAGCACGCGGGCGUCCGGCGUGGACCUGGACAACGGCACCAUCCGCCGCAUCGAGGAGCUCAACGAGCUGGACAUGCAGCUGUACGACUACGCGCGCGACCUCUUCCAGCAGCGCUACCAGUACACGCACAUGCUAGACCGCCAGGAGCAGCGACUCUCCCAGCGCAGCCAGGCGCGCCUCUUGAGAGGGGGAGGAGGAAGAGGAGGAGGAGGAGGUGGGGAGGAGGCGGCGGGGACUGGGGGCGAGGGAACAGCGCGGCUGCCCACGGAGGACUACAUGAGCCAGAUCAUCCACGGAUGGUAGCGCAGAGAGAGACAAAAAUGGAGAGAGAGAGAGAGAGAGAAAAGAGGAGGGUGUGGCAGGUGGGAGAUGGAGAGAUAAAAGAGAUGUAGACUAAGGGGGAGGAGAGAUGUAGACUCUCGGAAAAAAGAAAAGCUGAACUAGCGGAAUGCUGUUCUUUCCUCUACUCCACCUUCCUCCACUCUCUCUAGGGUCAGGAUUGGUCAAGUGAAAACUGUGAAAGGUUGGGACCUGUCAACCUCCCUGUUUAAUUUAGUUACUUGUUUGUUUGUUUAUAUCCUUCAGGAUAACAUGAUUGUGUCCUUGUGGACUAAACGCUUAUACCAAGGAAAAAGUAAAAAAAAAAAAAAAGAAAGAAAAAAAAAAGCAAAAAUAAAGAAUUAAAGGAGAAAUCUAAGGCUCAAAGUGCGGGAAGGAUUCCUCGGUCUCAUCCGCCCCCCAAAGCGAAGAGAAGCAGCGACGAAUAAAAGGAUUCACUGUUUGGCAACAAAGAAGGCGCAACAUCAAAGCUCCCACACUGGGCAAGCCAACAGUGUGUUGUUUCCCUGAGAUACACUGCUUUUAUUUCCUCCCCUCCCAGACAUAAUUUAAUUAUCACACAGUUGAGAAGCAUUACGUAAAUGAGGUCUAGGAGUCUUUUGGAAUUCAUUUAAUUGCCUUCAGAUCAUAGAAAGCAGAAAGACAGAGGGGAAUAAAACACAUAAGUCAUUGGCUUGAUCCACUGUUCUUCAAGAAAACAGAGAUGAUUCAUUGUUUGAUUUCUUAAACCUCAGAUAUCACUUACAUUUCCUUAGCACUAAUAUCAAUUGUCAGCUCCCGCAUAUCUGAACCACAUAUCCAUAAACAAAUGCCCUUUUCACACUUUGUAAUGACUACAAAAAAAUGAAUAUAAUUUGAACUGCAGUAAAAGUUACUUUCAGUUCAACUUGCCAACACCCAACAUGGAUGGACUCUCUUCUCACCUCCAAUGUGUCCACUCGCCACUCAGCCUCGUCCUGGGUCCAGGCGGUUGUGGCAGCUGUGGUCGCUGUGGCUGAGAAUGUUGUGGUUUUGGACACCUGAAGGCUUUCAGUGUGUGGGUUCCAUGGGCGUGAGACUUUUUACUGAUAUAAUGAAAUAUGAUAAAACAAUUAAUAUUUUUCAACAAGGAAAAAAAGCAUGGAUAUUUGUUUUUCUUUUCAGAAUGUUUUUCUUUUCAAUGUGUGUAUGUAUGUGUGUCUGUGAAUGAGUGGACAGCUAUUUCAAAUAAGUAAAUCAAAGUGUGUGUGUGUGUGUCUGUGUGUGUGUCGGUGUGUGUGUCUGUGUGUGUGUGUGUGUGUGUGUGUGUGUGUGUGUGUGUGUGUGUGUGUGUGUGUGUGUGUGUCUGUAUGUGUGUGUGUGUUGUGUGAAUGCAGUGCAGUAUCCUCCACAUAUUUUCCCCAAUAGGACGGAGACACUUUUGAGUCUCUGAGAGGCUUCCAUAAUCAUACUUUACCCAUAACAACAGCAGAAGUGCAAUAUGAUUGCCUGACUAAUGGUAAUAAUUACUAUUGCCUGAUGAGUCAUUAGCUAAAUAAAAUCCUGUCAUUAAUUUCAGUGCCAGCAUUACUUCUGAAUCGCUGUUCGACAAAAGCCCCAUUCUCUUUCCCUUUUGACGUAUUUGUGAAUAGGUACAAUUAUUAUGCUUUUUAUCACCCAGUAACUCUGAAUGUGUUAAUUAAAAGCAAUUAUUACUUUGAAUUCAAAGCAAUUGUGUGACAUAUGAACAGUAUGUUGUAUUUGUGUGCUUGUGAGGUUAGUGGUAUGGUGAUGUGUUUGUCCCAGUUGCUCUGCUUCUGAUUUUUUUAAGCUCAGUAGCAGAGCAACAAAGCAAUCCCUGAAAAACCGUUAUGGAACGUUUUUUUUUUGUACACACACACUCUGUUUUGAUUUCAUCAUCUAGCCAAAUGUGGCUGCAUAAUAUUGAAUCAUUCCGUCCCUGCCAUCCAUCCAAUCAAAAUCUUGUAAACACCCCCCUUGAGGCAUUUCUGGGUGUCUGAAAGACCUCUGUUUGAGAGGAAAAUCAAAAGGUGAUAUUUUUACAGAAAAUGUAUAUGAGUAUAAAUAUAUAUCUAUAUAUCUUUGUGUGUGUGUGUGUGUGUGUGUCGUGUGUGGUGUGUGUGUGUGUGUGUGUGUGUGUGAGAGUGUGCGUGUGCGUGUGUGUGUGUGUGUGUGUG